Molecule: messenger RNA, 1068 nt
Organism: Acomys russatus (golden spiny mouse)
Lineage: Eukaryota; Metazoa; Chordata; Mammalia; Rodentia; Muridae
Product: PRAME family member 7-like
Exons: 3
Coding region: 1-1068 (355 amino acids)
Cellular component (GO): cytoplasm
Source: RefSeq, a predicted model, not a curated record
AUGAGUUUCUCAGCUCAACCCUCACCUGUGCAACUGGCAGUGCAGUGGCUGCUGAGAGAUGAUGUCUUCGCCAUCUCUGCUCUGGAGCACCUGCCCAUGGAGCUCUUCCCACUACUCUUCAAGGAGGCUUUCGCUGGCAGGCAGGGGCCCUUUCCCUGUCUCCCCAUGGGGACUCUGAUGAAGACCACACACAUGGAGAUUUUGAAGGCUGUGCUGGAUACACUGGGUUUUCUCACAACACAGAUGGUUCGUCCCAGAGAGCUGAAGAUCAGAGGCUCACACAUCUACACUGUCAUAGAGAUCUUGAAGAUCCUAGACACAGACUGUAUCAAGGAGUUGGAAGUGAAUUCCUGGUGGCAGCAGGGAAGUCUUUGCAAACUCUUCCAGUCAAUCUACAAGACUUUCUUCAAUGAUGGCCACGGACUGCUAGAGAUGAAGAAGUGUGUCCAUGAGCCUGCUCCUCAGAGCUUCAACAUCAACUGUCUCCAGCACCUCUAUAUGAACGAUAUCCACUUUCUAAAAGGCAACUUGAAGAAGUUGCUGAGGUACCUGAAGGCUCCCUUGGAGACCUUGUCCAUCACUCACUGCCAGCUCUCACAGGGAGACUUGAAUCAUCUACCCCUGAGCCUGGGCCUGAUUCAGCUCACACACCUGAACCUCGGUGGUGUGGUAGUAUCCCCUUUAGGUACUAGACCUCUCUACAUUCUUCUGGAAAGAGCUGCAGCCAAUCUCAAGAGACUGGAAUUGGAGGGCUGUAGGAUGAAGGACUCUCAGAUCAGCUCCCUCCUGCCUUCCCUGAGCCAGUGCACCCUGCUCACUAAGAUCAAUUUCUGUGGUAAUGACAGCUCCAUGGCUAUCCUUCAGGACCUUUUCUACCAUAUGACAAAUCUAAGGCAGAUGACCAUGGAGCUGUACGCUGUUCCUUGGGAGUGCUAUGAUGACAUGGGUCAUGUCCUCAAAGAUAGAUGUGCCCAACUCUGCCUGGUGCUCAUGGAUUUUCUCAGGGCCAUAAGGCAGCCCAAGUCUGUGUGCUUUGCUUCCAGCACCUGCACCAUGCUUUAUGACUAG